Messenger RNA from Dentiscutata erythropus, 253 nucleotides. The record is from the annotation of a GenBank genome assembly. Lineage: Eukaryota; Fungi; Glomeromycota; Glomeromycetes; Diversisporales; Gigasporaceae.
AUGUUAUUUCGUCUUUUACACUCUUUCAUCGUUAAGCAAUAUCCUCAAAUCAGCCCUGAUUUCGAAAAUGCUGAUAUACUAGUUAAUACCAUUGAACUACUAAGCAAAUUUGAAAAGAACAUUAGAAAUAAAAUGGUCCAUGGAAUAAUAGUUGAUGAAAAAGGUGGAGAUUACAAAGAUGUAUAUAACUUGACGGCUAAUUCUCAUCCAAGUCGACGUGGGUGUGCAACUUACUCUGAGCAAUGCUCUGUGG